GACCCAGCAUGCCCCGCCAUCAUGUCCUGGUCGGACUGUGCCUGUACUAGCUGAAUUGCGAUAGAGGUGUGAUUGAUUAGAAGGAUUCAACCAAUGACGAUUGUAUUGUUACCACCGUGUGAUAUGUCGCAGGCGGGUGACAACGUUACUACACGCCGGUGUAUUACAGGACCCGUGCCGCUCACGAGAUCUCUUCCAGCUGAAUGAAAAGCUCUGCUUAAGCUGUUUAGGUCAUCUUGUCCUGUUGUUAUUCAUCACGGUUAAUAUGAUUCCACAAUUCACGGUGUUUGAUGAGACCUCGCCCAGGGAAUAAUCUUCUGCUACCUCUGAAUGGUCCAUGGACAGCGGGCGUGAAGAGACAGUGCGAGACGACUCUUGCAGAAGGUGAGAGCCUUCAGAUCAAGUGGAAAAAGACGACUAGCGAGCGGCGGACGGGCGGUCGGUCGGCAAUCGAUGGUGCGACACACGAGGUUGGCAUGGUGUAACUGUAUGCCGGAGCUAGCCGAGUAUGGCGGCAGACCCAAGGAAGACGGACGAGAGUAACAAACGACGACCGUCGUCUGCGCCGAAAACCAGCGAAAUGACUAACAUACCCAAAAUUGUGUUAGAGGAUAAAGAUCGUGGGGACCCGGAUGUAUGUGUUGUAUCCCGUUACCAGACAGACAUGGGGCUACCGGCUGCUUCAAUGCCAAACUUGGCACUUGAUCGUUUCGGUGAAAAUAACUCCGAUGGAGGGUCCGAUUCUAAACUGGGUGUGUUCUGUUCCCCCCGAAUGACCCGUAGGUCCGUGGACCUGGACAGGGAUCCGAAUAAAAAGGACAUGGAAUGGCUGGAAGCUUUUGACCAAUCCAACUCACUGCGAGUACUCUCCAGCUCAAGCCGGGUGGGUAGCGCUAUAUCUCUUAAUAGUGAAUGCACAGCAAGGAGCAUAGGAUUAAUAUCCAACGAUUCCUCGUCAGACAGCACGUCUAUGUCGGACAGGUUCGCCGAGCCUACCGGCGAGAAGGCUGCUCAACUCCGGCGUUUAAUGUCCUACCCUGAGGAUCGAACUAGUGGUGACUCCGUGGUGACCCGGGCCUCUCAAUCCUGUGCCAAUCUCAAGGCUGCUCAGAAGGAAUCCUUAGAACGAGGAGACAUCACAGAAGCUAAGCUGUGUCUCCUUCCAUCCGAGUCCACCGAGACGUAUAGCCUUGACGAUGAUGAACUUCCCAAUGAUAAAUCAUUCGAGGAGGUGUACGACGAGGCUUAUAGACAGCAUAUUGUUUGCUAUAAACGUGGACCCAAAUCGUUUAGAGAUGGAAGAAUUAGACAAUGGCUACAGGAUAUGGAUAAAACACCGCAAAAGGAAGUUAGUGAGUGAUUCAAUUAUUAACGUGUACAGUUAUGACUAUGAACGCUGAAUGUCCUGUAUUUCCAAUAAUGGCACCAUCAAUGUCAAAUUCCGAUGGCCUGGCCUCCAACUUUACCAAGGUUAGGUAUCGAUUAUCAACUCAGCUGAUUGGAUCAUUAAAAUAGCUGUUAAUCAGAAAUGUGAAUACCUAACUUUAAACUAGUGGAGUUGUUACCAGAAUUAUCAAGCCAAACCAGAUGAUAUAUGUCAAGGAAGGCGAGUGUCGUGGGUGUUGAGUAAUCUUGUUGAGUAUCACUUUUCCGUACGGAUUCUUUGCUGUGUUGUGGAGUUUAGAGAAGGACAAUGACAUUCUAUAUUUGUUUCAUGUUCUGUUGGACCAGAGCUAAUGUGGAUUUGGAGUAACUACCUGUGUUUUGUUGUACCUAUUUUCAAAGGGAGAAAUAUCAACAUGUCGAGGAUCUGUAAGAAACAUUUUCUUUGACGUAGAAAGCAUCCACAAGCACAGUUCCUGUAGAAGAACACAGUUAGGCCAUGGCAUGAAUCUGUUUCAACUGGUACUCUCUAUAUUGUCAUGACUUCAAACCCUUUGCUAGAAUAACCCCUGUUCAAGUCGUUGAAGUUUGGUAUUGGUCAUAUUUUAAUUGUUUUCCUGAAUAGGUGUUCAGUUGGAACAAACACAAGCAUUCCUUUAUAUAUAUGUAUUUAUGAAUGUGUUUAUAUUAUGAAAUAUGUUUAUAUUAUGAAAUUAUUAUAACAAAUGGUUAAUCUUUUUUAUACUAUUUUUUAAAUGUUUGUAUUUGAGCUGCUGCAAAUAGAACGAAACUGAUUAAUAUUGCAUGUGAUUUGUGUCCUAUGCGGUCAGUAAAGGAGGUGAUAGCUCAUUUAGCACUUCAUCAAAUAUAUAUACUAACGUAAUGAGUUUACAGCCAACGACAGAGUUAACACUUUCCAUAUGAACAUUAUUUUUGACUUCCAUGUCAGCUUGAUGGAAUAUAGUGUUAAUUGGUUUAGUCUGCUCGGCAAUCUAUUUGACAGAUGAUGAACCGUACGAUUUGACAGAACGGGUUGUUUUCUGUUGUGAUCAAUACCAAUUCAUGGGGCGAUCUCUUGUCCGGAGUGACAUCGCCAUGUAUGGCAAACAACAUUCCAUCUCAGAAAUGAUCUCCUGAAAUAUUUCAGGGUUUUGCCGUUUCAGAUCGUUUGUUUCUGUUAUCUGGAGAUAUUCACUUUCAUUUCCAUUCUAAGAAUAUAUAUUACAAUAUUACAUUUAUUUUGAAUAGAAAUGGGUUUGAUGUGACGAGAGGAUGGUUAUGUUUACCGCCUAAUCUGAAUCACGUUCACAUGUACUUCAUAAGCUGGACAGGUGUGACUGGAUGCGUGACAUCUUGCGUGACAUGUUUGACAUGAUGUCAAUGUCAUAUGGUCAUUGCUGUCACUUGUAACAUGAUGUUUGGCAUGUUGUGUGACAUUUUGUGUGACAUGUUGUUUGACAGAUGUUUGACCUGUCAGUGUCACAUGAAGUAUAAUGUGUGGCAUGUUACAUGAUGUAUCACAUGAUCCUUGCUAUAACGUGUAACAUGUUGUUAGACACGAUGUGUGAUAUGUUUGACACGUUGUAUGCAGGUUUGACGCGUUGUGUGGCAUGAUGUUUGACGCGUUAUGUCACAUGUUUGACGCGUUGUGUAACAUGUUGUUAGACAUGAUGUAUGACAUGUUUGACACGUUGUAUGACAUGGUUAACGUUUUGUGUGACAUGAUGUUUGACACGUUGUGUAACAUGUUUGACGCGUUGUGAAACAUGUUGUUAGACACGAUGUGUGACAUGUGUGACACGUUGUGUGACAUGUUUGACGCGUUGUGUGACAUGAUGUUUGGCGCGUUGUGUGACAUAUCUUGUCAGACCCACCACAGCCACAUUUUAAUACGGGAUUGCAAUAUCAGGUUAACUAAUAAUUCAACUUAAGGGUUGAUAUGUCAUCUGCAAGUACCUGCCCUCACAAUGUUAUCUCGCUGAGCAAGGUGCGGGAACCUAACAUGACAUAUGAGAUAGGUAGAGGUAGCGGUAUCAUUUCAAGAUGUGUAACGCCGAUAUGAUAGUGAGUCACACUGAAGGUAGGGCGAUGAUGUUGAACAAUCGACACGAACUGCCGGGCAAAGAAAGUAUACACCCAUGUUUGAUGGUGGCUGAAAAUGAAAUAUGAAACAAAAGAGAAAUUGUUAUUCGAUGGUGAUGUAUUUGACACGAAUAUCAUAGUUGUGUUUUGGAUCUUAAGUUUGCGGUGUUUCGGCGAAUGUUUUCAGCCUAGUAACGUUCGAUAACGUUUGUGAUAAUUUGGUCAAUUCAAUUUUCAAGUGUUUACUUUCUUUAGCCCGGCAGUUUAGUAACCCUUGCGUGAAAAAAACAACUUUGGAAUUUAUUUAUCUUACUGUUAACACUACAUGAACAUGUUAAAGUGUUAUUUGCGGUCAUCACACCCUUUCGACUGUUAUUAUAUUUCUUUUGCAAUCGUAUUUAUUGGCAUAAUACCAUAAUUUAUACAAUUAUUUUAUAUUUUCAAUACAGGCCGUGUAUAUUCAUAGUUAUUUCAUACAACAACAAAUGACAGUAUUGAAUUGUUAAAUAUGUGUAUUUUGUUCUAUUUGAGUGUUGUUCGCGUACCUUAAUUUGAAUUUGGACCACAUAGGAAAAGUUUAUUUUUCAAUUUAGUGAACAGCUAGUGAACAGUCAGUAACAGUGGUCCAAAGUGAGGUAUGAGAAGGCCGAUCUGUCAAUUCAAGAGCACAAUUCGCGGUGGAUCGCCAGGAUCCGAAGCCAAAAUCCGUUUAUUUAUGAUUCCUGGUUUGUCCAGCACCAUACCGUGCUUCUGAUAAACGUUGGAAUCACUUUGGGCUUUCCUACUACAUGAAGCUGGCACAUGGUAAUAGAACUGAAAUAUUGUUCAAAGGGGUGUUGAAACCCAACUUACGCACUCGCAAUUAAAUAAGACACACAACUUUGGCUGGAGAUUGUGUUAAGUAAUGUACUCUCAUGUUGCGUCUUAUUUCAGAAACAGACAUAUUUCAGUCUGUUUUCCGUUCUGGUCGUGAUCAGUGAUACUAUUUCCCGGUAACUAGGUUUUCGGUUAGUGGUGGUCCCUCGUUAUCGUUUCUCAUCACGUUCUGUCUGGACUUUCUAAUACUCCUUUCAAUACCACCGAGCAUCACUGCCCCGGGCCUUGCGGGAUUCAUAUGCUGUGACAAUGCAAGUACAUGAAUAUAAAGCUAAAAGAGCCAAAUUCAGCUGGUAAAUAUACAGAUUUAUCAAACUCAUUUCUCGGUUAGAACUUUCUUUUAUAGGAUUAUUGACGUGUACUUAUACGUAAGCGUUUCGAAAUUACGAAUUGAAAAUAAAUUGCGAAUAAAUACUUGGGCAGACUACAAUGAUUUAGCCAACAAAUUAUGGUUUGUUAAUGAAUGUUCUGGAAUUUAUGUUAUACUAUUUGAGAAAAUGUGAGUUUUUCUAUUUUCUAUACUACUCAAAAGAAGUUGAGGACACCCUAUAUUUUCAUAUUACUAUAGUUAAUCUGUCAUGCCAUCGUAUUAUUGACAUCGUACUAUCUUCUGAAGACCAAUCUAAUGCAAUGGUAAUGUCUGAGAUGUAAAGACACCAGGAGAUGUAUAUCUCAAUAAAUCCUCGACUGAUUGGCUGACAUAACCAUCUGUCGCUCUUUCACUCGCCAUGCUGUGGCCUUCUGAACCGUCAUAGAGAGAUGAAUACUUGUCUCCACGACCCAUUGUCUCCAGGACAACUGCUGUGUUGCGUUGCCGCGACCCUUUAGUUAGUCCAGGAACAACAUAUACUCAGAAAAUGCUCGUUUGCAAUAAAGGACAAGAACGCCCGCUGUUAAUGUCAUCGGACAAACAUUAGAGAUACAGUAAAAUCCGAUUGAUGAGAAGGACCUAUGGGAGAAUGUUGUCUUACAUGUGAAGAGAUAGGUACAAAUGGCUCGUAAACGGACGUAUACACCACACGCUCCUUGAAUGUAUCAUAAUCAUUUGCCUGUGCAGAUGGCGGUGUUCCUUGACGCUCCAGUACAUAUCACCGGGUGUAGAGUUACGAUUGUGUUUGUGUCUGCAUGACCAGAACGCGUGUCAUUGUAUUCUCGGCAAUGGAAGCAUCUACUCCACUGGCGUAUUUCGCAGUUUCUACAUGAAAACAAGGAGCGCUCACGAGACAGUGUAUUGUUUAAACGAUCGAUUGGACAAUUCUAUCGUCUGCUCACUGCCGCCGAAGCAGCCGACAAUUGUCGUCUGCUACUAAGAAGCUCGGGCAUGUGAUAUGCAUAAAGCGAGAGGAAUUACAAGCUUUUGCUGAUACAAUCAAGCGAUUGUUGAGGAUUGCGGCAUCUCAAUAGCGACUGACCCUCUUUUGGCUAAACAACUCACAAAUUAUCUGGGAUAAUUCACUGAUAUGCUUACCCGCCAUUAAGGGUUGUUUGGUUCUGAAGUCUCAAUAACAAGUAAAAUGACAGAAUCGAUUUGCGUGGAGUAACAGCAAGAACCCCAGACAUAUCGUGCCUCCCUCACAUGACUGGGUUUUCUUUUAUAUAAAAUAGUUUCCAUUACCUCAUCUCUGCCCCUUGUCGUUAAGCUGAAGUCGUUCGAUAGCGGAGGUCGACCAUUUAGACCUACAGACCUCUUCAAAACAUGAUAAUUGUCAGGGGACAGAACCUGAAAGUUAGGACGACACCCUGCCACUGCGCGUUAUUCCGGUCACUGCAUUAUGAGUCUUCUGUCACCAAGCUACAAUCACAAGUCUAAUCUAGCCUAGAUCCUUGUAAUACGUUUCAGUUGACAGUCGAACCUGUUCCCACUUGUUAAACAGGACAGAACGUGGUCGAUAUUCGCUGUUUGGAGUAAUAUGUUGGCGGCAUUAAGAGCUUGAGAGAAAGUAUCUCACGAGAAUGUCGCGCUCAGAGACAUGAUCAAAUGAAAAUAAUACACGGACCUCGAAGCCUAGGCGAACAAACUGCAUAUUUCCAGGAACUACUUCUAAAGAUCAGGAUCAAUACUAUAAUCACCCAUACGAUAUUCCAAAAGUCUGUAGUUUCGGGUUAUCGCAUUGCUAACGUUGACUGUCAGUUCCAUGUUCACAUACAACGAAUGGUUUAGUUUCAAUUUCACCAUUCGUUUGAUGUGAAAGAUUUCUGGCAAAAUAUUCGUUCUCGUGACAUUUACGACAUCUUAUCGGCAACGCUUUGACGACGAAACAUUAGCAUGUUCAAGGACUACAAAUCCACCUGGGGCCAUGGUAGAUAUCAGUGCAAGCAGGCAUGUGCCACGAGCAGGUUACUUUAGCUAACUAAGAUCUCUCUAAUGUGUCCUCCGCCUAUCAAAAACACAAAUGGGGCAAAAUCAAUCUUCGCACUCACCGACGUCAGUGGUCUGUGGGUGGGUGAUAUCGUAUACAUAUUAGCUUAAAGGAUGAGAUCUAAAAGCUAUUGACACACCUGGCGAAGCCAUUAUUAAUUUUACCGUAUCUUUCAAGUUGUAUGGCUUUGAUGGAUGUCCUGGGGACCCUUUUGGAAGCUUAGCAGUUGAGUAAUGUCCACCUUUGCUGAACGUGACAAAUUACCUAAGAAACCCUUGAUCCAAACUUAGCCAUAAGUGAUGUCAUUUUUUGCAGAAAAGUGAACCCUUCUCCAAACUGAGCUUAAAGUGAUGUCCAUUUUCCGCUGAAAGGUGAACCGUUCUCCCAAUUCAGCUUGAAGUGAUGUCCAGUUUUGUUGAAAAGAGAACCCAUCCCCGAAUUCAGUUUUAAGAAAUUACAAUUGUUGCGGAAACGAGUUGAGCGACAUUGCGAACCCUUCUCCAAACUGAGCUUAAAGUGAUGUCUAUUUUCGUAGAGAGGUAAACUCUUCUCCCAAUUCAGCUUGAAGUGAUGUCCACUUUUGAUGAAACGAGUUGAGCGACCUUGCGAACCCUUCUCCCAAUUCAGCUUAAAGUGAUGUCCAUUUUUGCUGAGAGAUAAACUCUUUUCCCAAUCAGCUUGAAGUGAUGAUCACUUUUGAUGAAAAGUUAACUCUUCUCCCAAUUCAGCUUGAAGUGAUGUCCACAUUUUUUAUGAGAAGUGAACUCUUCUCCCAAUUCAGCUUGAAGUGAUGUCCAUUGUUGCUGAAAUGUGUUGAGCGACCUUGGGAAAUUUUCUCCAAACUUAGCUUAAAGUGAUGUCCAUUUUUUAUGGAAGGUAAACCCGUCUCCCAAUUCAGCUUUCAGUGAUGUCCAUUGUUGCUUUGGGAACUUUGGGAACCCUUGCUCCAAACGUGAUGUUUACCGUUACUGAACUUGAUAAAUUACCUAUGAACCGUCUGUCCAAAUGCGGCCAUAACUGAAGUCAAUGUAGCAGGGCGUGGAAUCAUCCCACAGAUGACAUCCUUACCUUGUGAGCUUGCUGACGGGGUUAACCUCUUUGGUCAUGUGGAGAAGGCGUCCGACCUCUGAUCAGAAGGUCCGCGGUUCGAAUCCCAUCACGGGACUCGGAAAUUUAAUGGCCGCUACAUUUGCGCCCAACGUAGGGCUGAGCACGUUUAUAUUAAAUAAGAACAAGAUAAGACAAAGUACCCUACUAUGCGGCCCGGGACGUGUCUUCUGUUGACGGGAGAGUAUCUAGCAGAGCUUAGAGUCAUCCCACAGAUGACAUCCUUACCUUGUGAGCUUGCUGACGGGGUUAACCUCUUUGGUCAUGUGGACAAGGCGUCCGACCUCGGGUCAGAAGGUCCGUGGUUCGAAUCCCAUCACGGUACUCGGAAGUUUUAUGGCCGCUACAUCAAGAAUAUAUCCAAUACAUAUUGGUUUCAAUCAAUCUGCCACCUGGCCUUUGCUUAUAGUACAUAUAUCCUGAAUACACCUUUAACAUGCCUGCCCCCGCCAUAUACAAGGGGGAUUAACCAACUGUUUUAUCCCAAAUUGAAAGUAAUUGUUUUUAGAUUGCGAUGAUACAGGUGGAUUUUGGACAAUGAUUGCUUGAAUACAAUUGUUUGUACGAGUUUCACAUGAAACUGUUAAAUUUCACCGCCAUAUUAAUGCAUGAUUCAUUUACUGCUGAUGUAGCAUUUUAAACAAGUGCUAUGCAAUAGGACAUAUUAAAGAAAGCAAAAAAUGCAAAGUCAACGAAUGAAGUCUGGCAAACUUGUAAACCUAGUGUUUUUAUGUUGAUUGUAUGAGUAUGCUCAUCUCUAAAGGAUAUUUGUGAAAUUCCAUUUAUUAUAUGUAUUUUUAUUACAUUGUUCAUUUAAGUCAAUAAGUCCAUUAAGGGCAUGACUUACGACUUGUGUUGUGAUGCGCCAACACGAGGAAACAAAACAAUGGCAUUUGUUGUGAUUAUUUAAUUGUUUUAUUCUACUUGUUACACAUUGCAAACAUCCUAUACACAUGAUUCAAGUUGUUUAUAUUUGUAAUGUUAUUACAUGCCAAUUCUAUUGUUAUAAACGUUUAUACUAUCUUCGCCAUACAACAUGGACGACCGGAAGUGCUAAGGGUACUUACCUCCCUUUGUAUAUCAGCAAACGUCAAACUGUACGUGUCACAUUGAAUAGAGCUUAUUGUUACCA
Molecule: messenger RNA, 8940 nt
Organism: Haliotis rufescens (red abalone)
Lineage: Eukaryota; Metazoa; Mollusca; Gastropoda; Lepetellida; Haliotidae
Exons: 1
Coding region: 509-1360 (283 amino acids)
Source: RefSeq, a predicted model, not a curated record